Molecule: messenger RNA, 2462 nt
Organism: Pundamilia nyererei
Lineage: Eukaryota; Metazoa; Chordata; Actinopteri; Cichliformes; Cichlidae
Gene: nudt4a
Product: nudix (nucleoside diphosphate linked moiety X)-type motif 4a
Exons: 5
Coding region: 317-886 (189 amino acids)
Biological process (GO): diphosphoinositol polyphosphate metabolic process; adenosine 5'-(hexahydrogen pentaphosphate) catabolic process; diadenosine hexaphosphate catabolic process
Cellular component (GO): cytoplasm; nucleus
Molecular function (GO): bis(5'-adenosyl)-hexaphosphatase activity; endopolyphosphatase activity; diphosphoinositol-polyphosphate diphosphatase activity
Source: RefSeq, a predicted model, not a curated record
UGUAAGGUGGGGACUGACGGGCUUGUUGCUGCGCAGCUCUCAGGUCAGCUGGUCGCAGCUCAGCCACCACAGCGUGAUGUGAGCCAGUCUGCGUGUUGACAGCGGCACUAAAGCAGCAGAGCAGGUACAGCACCAGAUGCAGCCUGACGCGCGCUCGGAGCGCAGGAAUGAAUGGACCAGCUGCAUGGUUUGUCUGGAAGUGUCUGAAGAAGCCAAGCUGCGAUAUUGUUGGAUAUUACUGAAAGCACUUUAAUCAGCGACUGGUUGAAGCCCGAUUUCCCAACACUUCCCUGCCUCCGGAAAAAAAGGCCUCUAUAUGAUGAAGUUUAAGCCCAACCAGACCAGGACGUACGACGUCGAAGGGUUCAAGAGGAGAGCGGCAUGUCUGUGUUUCAAAAACGAAACAGAGGACGAGGUGCUGUUGGUGAGCAGCAGUCGCCAUCCAGACCAGUGGAUCGUGCCAGGAGGGGGAAUGGAGCCUGAUGAGGAGCCCUGUGGAGCUGCUGUCAGGGAGGUGUAUGAAGAGGCUGGUGUAAAGGGAAAGCUCGGCAGACUGCUUGGGAUAUUCGAGCACAAUCAAGACAGAAAGCACAGGACUUAUGUCUACACCCUCGUGGUGACGGAGAUGCUGGAAGACUGGGAAGACUCUGUGAACAUUGGAAGGAAGAGGAAGUGGUUCAAGGUCGAUGAAGCCAUAAGGGUGCUGCAGAGCCACAAGCCUGUCCAUGCAGAGUACCUACACAGACUUAAGGGCACCUGUAAUCCCACCUGCACUCCCAUGUGUGGCCCAGCUAACGGCAAUGGCCUGAGCUCCCACAUGACAGAUGAUGACGCACCCCACUAUGUUGUUUGCUCCACACACUGCUCAGACCUAGUCAGCAGAUAGGAGCCAUAAUGGCAGAGAGCAGGUCUUCUGAGAGGAAAUGAAUUUUCAGCUGAACUUCUUGAGACUGAUUUGAAGAGACACUGAAAAAGUUUUUCAAAUGUAUUUAAGACUUUUUUUAAUGUAUUAUUUUUUUUUAAUUCCUGUAAAGCAUUUCCUUUUCAACUUUAGGCAGACUGCAGUGCACUGAUUAUGCAAUAUAAAGGCCUGUUUAGUCUUAGAUGUUGUAUAUUUGACUGGCGGCACACACUGUGUGCUGGUGAUUUCCUGGAGGCGGUAUGGGGAAGUGUUGGCUCCUGGAGGAAGCCUUAUUCCCACAGUGACUCAGUGCCAAACAAUGUGCAAGAUGUUUGAAAAAGAGUAGCUGCAAGUCUAUGGAUGGACUUUACAAACUGCUACCUUGGGAAGUUUGUAAGGAAUUCUGCUAAAAGAGAUGAGGUAAAGUCUGCAGCAAGCGUGGACAGCAUUGUUAUUACUUCCUCAGCGCACACAGUAUCAUCUCUAAGCACUAGUGACACUGAACAAGCCUUAAAUCAUGUGUGUAUAUAUUUGAAUGCUGUCAAUGUGAGUGAAAACUGAGUAAAUUAGAGAAAAACUUUAUAUAGUGAACUGAAUCAAACAUGAAAUGGCACAUAUCCUCAGAAAAACUAUAAUCUAGUGCAUUAUAGCAAAUGUUUUAUAUAGUGUAUCUGCAGAGAUGCCUUAGAAGAGUCUGACAAAUGCUGCACAAAGUCUCCCAUUAAGUGCCUUCAUAAACACAAAGUAAAUGAACAGAACAAAUCAAGCCUUAUACAUGCUGUCAAAACAACCCAGUUUUUGGAAGCUGGGCUCCAUAGGACAUUAAGAAAAAUGUGGGUUUGCUUUUACGACAGAGGGUGCACAGUGACUGAAUUUAUGUUCCGCUGGGAAACAUGGACCGAAAAGUAUGACAGGAAUUAUGGUCGCCUGAUUCUAUUUGAUGCUUUGCUUUAAACUUUAAUCCAGUUUCUUCACAAGUUAAUAUUAUUGUUUUUAUUUAUUGCUUUUUAAUUGUCCACUUUUAGGCUUUUGCUUCAGAACAUAAUCAUAUAUUUAUAUAUAUAUAUUUUAAAAGUAAGCUUUCAUCUUUUUUCUCCCUGUGAUUAGUUUGGGCUUAGUGUUUGGACUAUACCAUUAAUACCAGGCUGUAGACUACUCCCCCUGGUGGCAAUGGUACAGUCCAACUACAAGCACAAAGCAUAGAAAUGGAAAAUUAAGUAUGCAAAGAAGGAAAAAAAACUGAAGCAAACCCCCAAACGUGCACAGUUAAAAAUCAAACUGAGAGUCGUUUAUUUUUGGAGAAAUAAACUGUGGAUCGUGGAAAUCCGUUUUUUAUUAUGUGAUUAUUUUUUGAUGGUGCUUGUUUCAAAGCGUUGUAUUGUGCAUGGAAGUCCUUUAACACCUAGGGGAAAAAAGCUCAAAUAUGGUCAUAAUUUAACUUCCUAGGCUACCAUUGGCAGGAAAGCCCAUCUAACAUCUUUCCUCAUUGUCCAUGUGUGACUGGGAUAUUCUAUUGUGUGCAAAAUAUUUAAAUAAACAUCGUUUAAAGAUAAUUACUAUU